This is a messenger RNA of Cyclospora cayetanensis, 948 nucleotides long. RefSeq names its product 26S proteasome non-ATPase regulatory subunit 14 homolog. The record is from RefSeq and is a predicted model, not a curated record. Gene Ontology annotation, biological process: proteasome-mediated ubiquitin-dependent protein catabolic process; protein deubiquitination. Gene Ontology annotation, cellular component: proteasome regulatory particle, lid subcomplex. Gene Ontology annotation, molecular function: metallopeptidase activity; proteasome binding; protein binding. The coding region runs from base 1 to 948 and encodes 315 amino acids. Lineage: Eukaryota; Apicomplexa; Conoidasida; Eucoccidiorida; Eimeriidae. The transcript has 6 exons.
AUGGCAGGCCUGCCCCCGUCGCUUCGGGGGCUUCUCCAGCAGUUCGGGGGAUUGGUCGGUCCUGGCAAUGGAGCAGACAGCCAGGAUCUGCCGGAUACAUCUGAACAAGUGUACAUCUCUUCUCUCGCGCUCCUCAAGAUGCUUAAACAUGGACGGGCGGGGGUACCCAUGGAGGUGAUGGGGUUGAUGCUGGGAGAGUUUAUUGACGAUUACACUGUUCGAGUUGUUGACGUCUUUUCAAUGCCGCAAUCCGGCAACAGCGUGUCUAUCGAGGCAGUGGAUUACGUUUACCAGACGGAAAUGCUAGAACAACUUAAAAGGACCGGCAGGCCGGAGAUGGUUGUUGGCUGGUACCACUCUCACCCCGGUUUCGGUUGCUGGUUUUCAGGGACCGACGUCAGUACGCAGCAGAGCUUCGAGCAGCUGAACCAGCGAGCAGUUGGAGUAGUGAUCGACCCGAUACAGUCAGUGAAGGGAAAAGUCGUGAUGGACUGCUUCCGACUCAUCAACCCCCACCUCGUGAUGCUCGGCCAAGAGCCCCGUCAGACAACUUCUAAUAUUGGCCAUCUGCAGCGUCCUACCAUCACUGCCUUGGUUCACGGACUCAACAGGAACUACUAUUCGAUUGCAAUCAACUGCAGGAAAGGAGAGCUAGAACAUCAGAUGCUCACGAAUCUUCACAAAAACAAAUGGAAUGAUGCCCUUAAGCUGCAGAAUUUUGAGGAUCAUCAUCGUGAGAGAGAAGAGGCUGUCGCUUCAUUAAAGUCUCUAAGUGCUAAGUACACUACCAUGAUAGAAGAAGAAAUCAAAAAGAAGCCCGAGCAGCUACUCGUGGACCGAGCCGGGCAAGUCGAUGCCAAAAUGAGGCUCCAGACGACCCUAGACACGCUGGUAACAGACACACUGCUCCAGUCUCUGGGUAGCAUGAUAUCGACACUCGUCUUUUAA